Molecule: messenger RNA, 1099 nt
Organism: Stereum hirsutum FP-91666 SS1
Lineage: Eukaryota; Fungi; Basidiomycota; Agaricomycetes; Russulales; Stereaceae
Product: Aldo/keto reductase
Exons: 6
Coding region: 1-1014 (337 amino acids)
Cellular component (GO): cytoplasm
Source: RefSeq, a predicted model, not a curated record
AUGACUUCCUACCCUACUCGCAAGAUCGGUAGCGACCAAGUGUCCGCCAUCGGUUAUGGGGCGAUGGGUAUAUCAGCAUUUUAUGGAGAAACCGAGUCGGAUGAAGAGCGUAUCAAGUUCUUGACAGAGGUGUACAAUCGGGGCUGCACUUUCUGGGACACUGCAGACAUUUAUAAGGACUCUGAGGACCUCAUCGGGAAAUGGUUCAAAGAAACAGGAAAACGCAAGGAGAUCUUUCUUGCCACUAAAUUCGGCUUUUUCUCGCCACACAAGAAGGGUGUCGACGGCCGUCCGGAAUAUGUCCCUGAAGCAUGUGAGACCUCAUUGAAGAGGCUUGGGGUCGACCAGAUCGAUCUUUAUUAUCUUCACCGUGCUGAUCCCACCGUACCUAUCGAGAAAACCGUGGGUGCGAUGGCCGAACUCGUGAAAGCCGGUAAAGUCAGAUAUCUCGGUCUCUCGGAGGUGAACUCGGAGACUCUUCGUCGCGCACAUGCAGUACAUCCUAUCGCGGCCGUCCAGGUUGAGUUCAGUCCAUUCACGCUAGAUAUCAUGGACGAGAAGAUCGGAUUGUUGAAGACAGCGAGGGAGUUGGGAGUAGCAGUUAUCGCGUAUAGCCCGUUGGGCAGAGGCUUAUUGACUGGACAAUACAAAUCCCCAGACGACUUCGCUGAAGACGACUUCCGCCGUUUUGUCCCUCGUUAUUCAAAAGAAAACUUCCCGAAUAUUCUAGCACUCGCAGACAAUUUGAAGAGAGUUGGCGCGAAAUACAAUGCGACGGCGGGGCAAGUAGCGUUGGCGUGGUUGCUGGCUCAAGGAGAAGAUGUACUGCCGAUUCCAGGCACAAAGAAAGUCAAGUACCUUGAAGAGAACUUGGACGCGGUAAAGAUCAAACUGUCGAAGGAGGAUGUCGAGGAGGUUACCCGGGUGGCGAAGGCGAGCGAUGCGAGUCAGGGUGGACUGAGGUAUCCGCCCGGAAUGGCGGAGACGUUAUUUGCAGACACGCCGCCCUUGUAGGCCACCUGGAUAUAAGGAUAAUUGGAACUCCUCCGAGGGCGUACUGCGAGAUAUGGAAAUUGUCCAAGGCAGACGGAUUGUACAU